UUCUAUUAGUCCUUCUCUCAUCUCAAAAUUAUCAAAUAAAUUAACUAAGAUAUUAAAUUUAAAUAUAAUAACAGUCGACGAAAAAUAAAAAGAAAUAAAAAUAUUAAUUAAUAUAUAAAUGAAAAUAGAAAUAUAAUAAAAUCAGAAGAAGAAGAAAUGAAAAAAAUAAAUUGGAAAACAUUUUAAUAUGCUCAUCCGAUGACUGUGACUAGCUAGCACAAACUAUUUGGUAAAAUCACAAUUAUAUAUACACUUGUAUCAAUCUUCAAUAUAAUCAUUAAUCUUAAACAAUCAUUAAUUAAAAAGAGAAAAAAAAUUAAAUAAAAAUUUGUUAUAUAUAUAUAAAAAAAAAAAAAAAUUAAUUAAUAAUAACGAUGUUGGUGAAUAUUCUAAAUUAAAAUUUCAAACAAUAAAUUACCUAAAAGUGUUAAUAAUUAAAAUUGAAAAAAAAUGAAAUUACAAUUUUAUAUGAUGGAUAAUAAAUAUUUAUAGUAAUGCGAAAUGAUUAAAAAUAUUGAUGAUAAAAAAAAAAUUAAAUCAUCUCGUCAACAGCUAUUAUUGACGAGAAUAAAAAUUAAAUCAAAUGAUUAUAAUUUGUCAAUGGAUGCAUCAACAAUAACAAUGAUAAAUAAAUUAAUGAAAAAAUCAUCAAUAAAAAUUAUUAUAAAAACUGAAUUAAAAAUUAUGAAAAUAUUCAAAAUAAAUAAUAAUCAAUGACAUCCCGUCGUGACGAGGGUGAGGGGUCAAAUGUACCACCAAGUCCCUCGAGUAGUAGUUCAGAUGAUGAAAAUGGUUUUGUAAAUCGUCCAAAAGUUGUUGGUUUAUUUGUUAAAAAUUUAAGUCGUGAAGAGCUUGAUAAUUUAUCAAAGGAAGGUAUUUAUGGACCAAGUGGUCAACCUAGUACAUCAUCAACAACAACAACAAAUAAUCAACGUACUAAUUUAACAAGUGAUACUAUAAUUUAUUAUCCAUCGUCAUCGUCAUCAUCAACAACAACAGUAUCAUCAUCACCAACUGAAUUAUCAACUCCAUCAUCGUCUUUAACAUAUUCAUUAUCAACAACAACAAAUAAUCAACGUCAUAAUAAAUCAUCAAAACAUGGUAGAAAUUCUUCACGUGACAAACGUAGGCGUGAUAAAUUUCAUGAAUUACAUUUGUCCAAUGUACGACAAUUGGAUGAGAACAAUCGUAGCAAAGACAAUCGUACUAAAAUGGAUGAUGAAUCAUCAACAAAACAUUCCGAUGAUUCAUCAAGGUUAUCACCAGCUGGUUAUGAAAUAUUUGAACAAGAAGAUAGUUCAGAAAUAACAAUACGACAAUUAAAUGAUGAUUCUGUUGCUGAAAUAUCAAUUGAUAUUGAUGCUAGUGAUAUUUUUAAUAAAAGUAAUAUGGAUAAACCAUCAUUAUCUGGUGGUGGUUUAGCAUCUACAUUUGCAAAAUGUAGUCCAAAAAAAUCACAAGAUCAUGGUGAUGAAGAAAACUCACAAAAUAAAGAAGAAUAUCAUCAAGAUUUUAAUGUUUUACGUGAUAAUAAUGAUAAUAUUGAUGAGAGAAAUAAAUCUAAUCAUGGUGAUGAUGACGAUGAUAAUGAUCGUGGUGGCGAUGACAAUGAUAAUGAGGAUGAUGAUGAGGAUGAGUAUGAUGUUGAAUUAACAAUUGAAAGAAGAAAAAGAUUCCGUACACAAGACAGUAUGAGACUUCGUCCACCAUUAGUUGGUACUGCUGGUACAUCAGCUGAUUCAGGUACUGGUGGUGAUUCAGCAUCAGCUGAAAUACAAGUUGAUAAUUAUGCUGGUUUACAACCACAUUCUUUAUUAUUAUCAUCAAAUAAUGAAAAUAAUAAUAACAAUAAUGAAUUACCAGAAUCACAAAGUUUUGGUAAUAUUAGUUGUGCUAGUGGACAUGAUAAUAAUGAGUGUAGAAUAAGUGGAUAUUAUGGUGAUGGUGAUACUGGUGAUAUUGUUAAAAAAAAUACAAGUGGAUUUGGUAAAAAUAGUGGUAGUUAUCGUAAACAAGCGAGUGUUAAGCCAUUUACUAGAGAAAGUCUUGAUAGACUUGAGAAUAGAACUGUACAACUUGUUAGAGAAUACGGUUUUCAGCCGAGAAGAAAAACUUCUGUUGAAGAUGGUGCUAUACUUCCAAAUAAGUUUGAGCCAUUUCCGUCCGAUCUCUAUGGCAGACCACUUGAAGAAAUUGACAACUUUAUAUAUGAUGAGACAUUUUGUGUUGUUUCAAAAAGAUUUCGUAAAAAUUAUAUACACAGAUUUACAGCAACAAAGAGUUGGUUUAUAUUUUCACCUUGGAAUAAAGUGAGACGUUGUUGUAUCUUCCUAAGUACAAAUCAGUACUUUGAUUACGUUGUCAUACUGACAAUCGUUUUAAAUUGUGUCUUCCUUGGUAUGACAGAACCGAUUGAAGAAGCCGAAUAUAUCUUCCUCGCAAUCUACACGGCUGAAAUGGUGAUAAAGUCAAUUGCAAAAGGCUUCAUACUCAACAAAUAUACCUAUCUACGAAAUCCUUGGAAUUGGCUUGACUUUGUCGUAAUAACGAGUGGAAUUGCAACGAUUGGUAUGGAAGUCGGUAAUCUUGCUGGUUUACGUACAUUCAGAGUUCUCAGAGCACUCAAAACUGUCUCCAUAAUGCCUGGUCUCAAGACUAUUAUCAACGCUCUUCUUCACAGUUUUAAACAACUCGCUGAGGUCAUGACAUUAACAAUAUUUUGUCUAAUGGUUUUCGCCUUGUUUGCACUACAAGUUUACAUGGGGGAACUCCGAAACAAAUGUGUCAGACAUCAGGAACCUAACAUCACUCAAAUUGACUGGAGAGAGUGGACUUGGAAUUCAUCCAAUUGGGCCUUCGACGAGGACGAAAAUCCUAUCAUCUGUGGAAACGUGACGGGCGCAAGACACUGCAACGAGAGUUAUACAUGUCUGUGUGUUGGACCAAAUCCAAAUCAUGGAUACACAAAUUUUGACAAUUUUUUGUGGUCAAUGCUCACUACAUUUCAGUUGAUAACACUUGAUUAUUGGGAGGAUGUUUACAACAAGGUAUUGUCAGCGUGCGGGCCUAUCAGUGUUACAUUUUUCACGGUGGUUGUAUUCUUUGGAUCAUUUUAUUUAAUCAAUUUAAUGCUUGCUGUUGUUGCAUUGAGCUAUGAAGAAGAAGCUGAAAUAACAAACGAGGAACGUAAAAAAGAUUUAACUGAUCAUCGUGAAGAUUCAACAUUUAGUUUUGACCCAACAAAAAUAAAUAUUAAAACAUUAACAAAAGAAAAACAAAAAAAAAUUGAUGCGCGUAAAGGUGUAUUAUUGAGUAGUUAUACACGAAAACGUACAAGAAGACGAAAACGUGGAAGAAGCAUGACUGGAAAUGAAAAAAAUGGUGGAGCUAGAAGCAGGUUCAUAUCAGUGACACCAAGUCCAAGUCCAAGCCCACGACAUUCAGGUAUACGACCAUCACAUUUACCAUUACAAAUAUUACCACCAAAACCGCCAGAUCCAAUAAAUCGUCUUGCACCACAUCGUAGUAUGCUUCAUUCACGUCAAGCAAGUAAUAAUAGUAAUCAACAAUCAUCAAUGGAUGAUUCUGGUGUUGUUGAUGAUCAUGAUGGUGAUGAUGUUACAUCAGCUGAAGAACAUGAAAGACGUGAACAUAGAGAACAUAAAAGAGAAAGUAGAAUUGAAAGACAAGAACGUAUGCAACUGACAAAUCAAGCAAUUAUGGAAAAAUCAUUACCAUCAUUAGCACCAGUAACAGUAUCAGUUAGAAGUCGUAAUCGUGAAAUAAGAGUAUUAAAAUGUAACGGUGUUAAGAAUAAAAAACAAUUGUAUACAUUACCACCAGAAUAUUUAUCACAUAUUGUUGUUCUUGAUGAUCUUCCUGAUCGUAAUUGUGACAAGUGUAUACAAUGCUGUGUAGACUAUGAGGGAUGGUUACGUUUUCAAAAUUGUUUGUACAAGGUGGUUAGAGAUCCUCUUUUUGAAUUGACAAUAACACUUUGUAUUGUAUUGAAUACUGGAUUUUUAGCACUUGAACAUCAUGGAAUGAGUGAAUCAGUUAGACAAGCAUUAAAUAUUGGCAACAAAGUAUUUACAAGUAUAUUUACAUUUGAGUGCUUCCUUAAAUUAUUAGCACUGAGUAAAGAUUUUUUUAGUAAUGGAUGGAAUAAUUUUGAUUUAAUAAUUGUAUCAGCAUCAUUAAUUGAUUUGACAUUUGAAUUAGUUGAUGGUUUAUCUGUAUUACGUGGUUUAAGAUUAUUACGUGUACUUAAAUUAGCACAAUCAUGGACAACAAUGAAGGUUUUAUUAAGUAUAAUAAUAUCAAGUAUUGAAGCACUUGGUAAUUUAACACUUGUACUUGUUAUUGUAAUUUAUAUAUUUGCUGUUAUUGGUAUGCAAUUAUUUAGUAAAGAUUAUACACCAGAUAAAUUUUAUCCUGAUCCUGUACCACGUUGGAAUUUUAAUGAUUUUUUUCAUUCAUUUAUGAUGAUAUUUCGGAUACUUUGUGGUGAAUGGAUUGAACCAUUAUGGGAUUGUAUGAGAGCUGAAAAAAAUGAUGGUCCAGAAACAUGUUUUGCAAUAUUUUUACCAGCAUUAGUUAUGGGUAAUUUUAUGGUGCUUAAUCUCUUUUUGGCUUUGUUGCUCAAUAGUUUUAAUUCAGAAGAAUUAAAAAUGAAAAAACAAGAAGUUGGUGAAGAUUCAAAAUUAGCAAAAUCAUUUGAUAGAAUACGUUCAAUUGUUAGAAAAAAACGUUUUAAAAAAAUUAAUACAAAUGAUAAAAAAAAUAUUAAAUUAGAAAAAAUUGUUAGAGAAGUUAUGGAUAAAACAGAUAAAGAAAAAUAUGCAAUACAAGAAACAGUUUUAACAUUACCAAAAGAGAAUAUAUAUAAUAGAUCAUAUCAAGAAAGUUUAAAUCAACCAGUAUUUACAUAUGAGCCAAUUUAUCGUCAAGCAACUGUUACAACAUAUAGUCCAAAUAAUUUGGAUAAUAUUCAUAAAUUUGAUGAUGAUGAUGAUAAAAAAAUUGAUAAUAAUGAUGAAAAUAUUGAAAUGGAAAUAUUUAAUGAUACAAAUGAUAAAUAUGAUAAAAAAAAAAUUACAAUAAAUGAUAAUAAUGAUCCUCCCAAAGAUAAUAAUAAUAAAGAUAUUGAAAAAAAAGAUAAUAAUAUAAAGCCAGGUGAAAAACGUCCUUGGCAUGCACUUGUUAGUUAUGUCGAUGAAUUGACUGUUGGUGGUAGAAGAGACAGUAAGGGUCAUUAUGUUGAUGGAAUGGGAACAUUUCCAGGUUUUGGAAGAAAUAAACCACUCAAAGAACCACAAGAUUGUUUUCCUCAGCAUUGUUAUCAAAGAUGUGAUUGUAUAAAUUUAUGCAUUGCCACAGAUCUUGGACGUAAAUGGAUCAAUUUACGUACAACAGUAUUGGGAGUUGUUGAUACACCAGUAUUUGAAUGGAUGAUACUUGUAUUAAUAUUUGCAUCAUCAAUAACACUGUGUUUUGAAGAUAUAUAUCUUGAUGAUAAUCCAAGUUUAAAAAAAAUACUCUACUGGACAAAUCUUGUAUUUUGUUUAUUAUUUGCAAUUGAAAUGAUACUCAAAUGGCUGGCACUUGGGUUUUGUAAAUAUUUUACAAGCUUCUGGACAGUAUUGGAUUUUGUUAUUGUUUUCGUAUCAACGUUUAGUCUUUUGAUAGAGGAAAAUGAAAAUCUCAAAGUGCUGAGAUCGUUAAGAACACUUCGGGCAUUGAGGCCACUCAGGGCAAUUUCAAGAUGGCAAGGCAUGAGGAUUGUUGUUAAUGCAUUGAUGUAUGCUAUUCCCAGUAUUUUCAAUGUAUUACUUGUUUGUCUCGUAUUUUGGCUAAUUUUUUCCAUAAUGGGUGUACAAUUUUUUGGUGGUAAAUUUUUCAAGUGCAUCGAUGAUUACGGUGAACUUUUAGAUAUUUCAGUUGUUAAUACAAUGGACGAAUGUUUGAGUAAAAAUUAUACUUGGGAAAAUAGCAAGAUAACAUUUGAUCAUGUUGGCAUUGCUUAUCUGGCAUUAUUCCAAGUUGCAACAUUUGAGGGUUGGAUGGAAGUUAUGCAAGAUGCUGUUGAUGCAAGAGGUGUUGAUUUACAGCCUCAAAGAGAGGCAAAUAUUUAUGCCUAUAUUUAUUUUGUUAUAUUUAUUGUUUGUGGUUCGUUCUUUACUUUAAAUCUUUUCAUCGGAGUUAUCAUUGACAACUUUAAUAUGCUUAAAAAAAAGUAUGAAGGUGGAGUGCUAGAAAUGUUUCUGACUGAAAGCCAGAAGCACUACUACACUGCCAUGAAAAAACUUGGUCGUAAAAAGCCUCAAAAAGUUAUAAAACGUCCGAUAAAUCAAUUUCUUGCAAUGUUUUAUGAUCUUUCAAAUUCAAGAAGAUUCGAGAUUGCAAUAUUUGUAUUGAUAUUUUUAAAUAUGUUAACAAUGGGUAUUGAACAUUACAAUCAACCACAUCCAAUAUUUUUUUUAUUGGAAGUAUCAAAUGCAUUUUUUACAACUGUCUUUGGUCUUGAGGCAAUUGUUAAAAUGGUUGGUUUACGUUAUCAUUAUUUUACAGUACCAUGGAAUUUAUUUGAUUUUUUACUUGUACUUGCAUCAAUACUUGGUAUACUUAUGGAAGAUAUUAUGAUUGAUUUUCCCGUGUCCCCGACGCUUUUGCGAGUCGUGAGGGUGUUCAGAAUUGGUAGAAUAUUAAGGUUAAUUAAAGCAGCUAAAGGAAUAAGAAAACUUUUGUUUGCUCUUGUUGUUAGUUUACCAGCAUUAUUUAAUAUUGGUGCAUUACUUGCACUUAUAACAUUUAUAUAUGCUAUUAUUGGUAUGUCUGUAUUUGGCCAUGUUAGAAAACAAGGUGCUCUAGAUGACAUGGUUAAUUUUGAAACAUUUGGUCGGAGUAUGCAGCUGUUAUUUCGUUUAAUGACAUCGGCAGGAUGGAACGACGUCCUGGAGUCUCUGAUGGUUCAACCGCCGGACUGUGAUCCAACCCCAAACAGCCGGCAGUUGAACGGAGACUGUGGGUCACCACUCCUAGCCAUAACAUAUUUUACAUCUUUUAUUAUUAUCAGCUACAUGAUUGUCAUCAAUAUGUAUAUUGCAAUUAUAUUAGAAAACUUUAAUCAAGCACAUCAAGAAGAAGAAAUUGGUAUUGUUGAAGAUGAUCUUGAAAUGUUUUACAUAAGAUGGUCAAAAUAUGAUCCGCAUGCUACGCAAUUUAUAAGAUUUUCACAAUUAAGUGAUUUUAUUGCUAGUUUAGAUCCACCGUUGGGAAUAUCAAAGCCUAAUGUUGUUGCAUUGGUUAGCUUUAAUCUUCCCAUCGCAAAGGGUAAUCGAAUACAUUGUUUGGACAUCCUUCACGCACUUGUCAAGCACGUACUUGGACACGUUGAAGAAUCAGAAGAUUUUAGAAAAUUACAAGAACAAAUGGAUGGUAAAUUUAAAAAACAAUUUCCAACAAGAAAAGAAUUAGAAAUUGUUUCAUCAACAAGAAUAUGGAAAAGACAAGAUAAAGCUGCAAGGCUUAUCCAACGUACAUUCCGUGAUUAUAUAGCAAUGAAAAAAGAACGUGAAAGAAUUGCUCAAGAGGUGGAUUCACAGACACAAACGUCAAGUCCGGGUGGUAUUGGAAGCGAAGGCAGAGGCGGUGGGUGGGGUGGAAAACUGUCGGCCCUUCUACACGUACAUCGUGGUAGUAGGGCCAGUAGUCGCAAGUCCUCCAGGGCCAGCGACGCCAGCGAUUUCAGUGAGUUUGGUACAGCAUCAGCAUGGCUAUUUCCAAAUCUUCCGCUCUUGCUGCUCUCCGGCGCCACGGGAACCCACGAGGACCUGCAACCCCCUGCGUUAACUGUAUCCCGUCCUUCGCCAACCAUGGAACAACCCUCGGUCACCUCGAGCUCUGGAUCUGAUUCCCAUAUUACUGGCAGAUCUUCUGGAGCAAUGCUAGGACGCCAGGAUGCAGUGGAAUCACAUCCUGACGAUGAGAUGUUGAGUCCACCGACGUCAAAACGUGGUUCAUUGAGGCCAAGUGGUACCGCCCUUUCGUUGAACAUGUUGCAGCGCGAUAUCAAAGAUGCAUUUACGCGCCGUUGCAGCAGCUUGAGAAGGCGGCCACCAUCCUCAUUAUUAGAACCAGCACCACUUAAAAUACCAGAACGUAAUGACGUCAGUAUCCUGGUGACUGAGCCAAGUCCAGAGACUGCUAUACCACCUGGUAGACCACCACUUAUAAGACAACAAUCAGAAGCAACUGUUGUACAUGUUCUUGUUCAUCGUGAAAGCGAAGAAUAUAAAGAUACAACAGAUGACAGCUGAUCAUAGUUUUUUGAGACAGUUAAACCAAUAAUGGCAUUAACUUUACUCAAUAAAAUUAUCUAUCUUGUAUAAAACAAAAAAAAAAAAAACAAAAAAACGUACAUAAUUUCAUCCAAAAAUAUGAUUAAUUAAUUUUUUUUUCUUUUGGUUUUUUGUCUUUAUAACUAUUAAAAAAUAAAAAAAUAAAAAAAAAAAAAAAAACG
Aphidius gifuensis is the source of this 8521-nucleotide messenger RNA. RefSeq names its product sodium channel protein 60E (gene NaCP60E). Gene Ontology annotation, cellular component: voltage-gated sodium channel complex; plasma membrane. Gene Ontology annotation, biological process: membrane depolarization during action potential; neuronal action potential; sodium ion transmembrane transport. The coding region runs from base 714 to 8318 and encodes 2534 amino acids. The transcript has 21 exons. The record is from RefSeq and is a predicted model, not a curated record. Gene Ontology annotation, molecular function: protein binding; voltage-gated sodium channel activity. NCBI's taxonomy places the organism in Eukaryota, Metazoa, Arthropoda, Insecta, Hymenoptera, Braconidae.